UGGCUUAACAAACAAAACAAGGAGCGGUGGCUGGAUGACAUGUCUGCUGCUUGACGGCGUUUAUUGGCGACAGCUUGGCUGCAAGCAGGGCAGCUUGGGCCCUCUAAAGAAACGCACUAUUUCUGAAAAUCACGAAGCUCAAGGUGGAUAUUUUCCGGUGAGAAAUGGCCGAGGGAGGCUUUGACCCUUGCGAGUGUAUCUGCACUCAGGAGUACGCUAUGAGACGCCUCAUCAACCUGCUGAGACAGUCUCAGUCCUACUGCACGGACACAGAAUGCCCUCAAGAGUUGCCAGGACCCACUGGGCCAGGAGGUGGAGGAGGGGACCUGACCCUGUCCAUGGUUCUGAUGGGCUGGGUGGUGGUGGCCCUGGUCCUGUUUCUGCUGCGCCCAUCCAAUCUCAGGGGCCCACAUCCUGCAGGAAAACCCUCUGGACCUCAUCACAGUGAAAGACGGGAACCUCCAGCACCACCUGUGGAUUAACAGAGGAGCAGGACCACCAGCAACCAUCAAGAUGCUCAGACCAGGACAGCUGCAGCUCCCUGUCAGCCCUCACUAACAUAUCUCUUCGUUUUUCUUUCCAUAGGAUUGUCCAAACAAGUUGUUUUUUGUUCUGGUAACCGAAGCCCGACUGACACCCGCACAGGUUUUAUAAUCUUUCUGAUAUCCAAAUAAAAUAUAAACCAAAAUUAUUAUAAACUAUAGAAAGUGAGCUGAAAUAAUUUCAGCAGGUUGACAAUUGAGGCUAAUUGCAUAAAUAUCUUACAGGAUAAACUGUGUUAUAUUUUGUUUAUAACACAGGAUUGACUGAUAAAGCUGGUGUGUGGAGGUAUCAGUUGGGCUUCUUUAGUUAGUUCAGAGUCUUUAAUCAGAAGGUGUGUCAGGGUUUAAAGCUGGUCCCUCAUCCCGGCUCUGCUGCUGACAAAUACUUACAAAAUGAAAAAUGGUCCACAGGAUGAGGGCAGAGGGGAUCCAGGAAGUCCCCAAUAAGUGUUUUUUUUUUCUUUGUCCCUGUUGUGUUCUUGAGUCUGAAACAUUCCUGUCUUUCACUUUUUGAAAGUUUCGAACUAUAAGUUACUGUAAUAACGUCACAUCACAUCAGGUGUUGACAGUUUAAUUAAACCAGCCCACUGACAGAUCUUGCAUCAUUUCAUGGUUUAAGCUCUAUCAGAAACAGGUCAGGUCCACUUUAUUAGCUGUCUUUAUUGUCGUGAAUGUUCUGCCCCUCCAAAUAUCAUUUUGUUGUGGUGUGAGUGAGUGAAAUGAAAAAUUUAUAGUCAUUAAAAUGUAUUUCAUACACAUGGCACAGAUACAUUUAAAAUAAUAUAUGAACUAAUAUAGUUUAUAAUAUGAUUUCCAGUUUAUAAACUUAGGCCAAACUAAUUUUCAUAAGAUGAUGUUUGCUUUUGAUUCCUUUUGAAGAUCUGAAAUGCUGAUUUAUUGAAUCUAAAAGAAGAAAAGCAACCCAAGGUGUCUGUUUCAGCUUCUGUAUGAUGCCAGAUUAUUUGAAUUGAAUGAGAAUACAUCUUUGAACAGUGCCAAUCUGAUUGUUUAGUAAAAGCAUUUAGAGCACUUUAUUCAGACCUUUUCCCCCCUUAUUUUAGUGGGAACAGUUUUUCACUGUUUGCAGAGUCUUCUUCCCUUUUAUCACAAUAUACAAGUAAACAGACAUUCAGUCCAGAGUUACUGUCUGAUCACUGAUUUUACAUUCUGCAGCUUUUCAAAUUACAUCUUUGCUUUGUCAGUAAACUGUAACUAGGUCUUUGGUUACCUCCAGAAUGAAUCUUAUGCCAGACUUUUUUCUUUUAAAUGGUUACUCUUUAUUUUCAUAUCAACAUGUGUCUUCCUUAGUAGUACUGCAUCGUACCAGAGUUGGAAAAGCAGGGAACAGCUGUAACAAUCAUAGUCUUGAAUUUUUGUAUACAGUGAUGAGGGAAACAGGACAAUAUCUCAGAGAUUAAAUUGUGAAUUAUUCAGUAUCGAAGGAGACCUUGAAUGAAUCAAAGUAAAAGGGCUUCAACUAUGCACUUUUCCUACAAGAAAAUAAAAAUCUAAAUCUUUA
This is a messenger RNA of Austrofundulus limnaeus, 2061 nucleotides long. It is a transcript of the gene smim14, whose product is annotated as small integral membrane protein 14. The coding region runs from base 165 to 482 and encodes 105 amino acids. The transcript has 5 exons. Lineage: Eukaryota; Metazoa; Chordata; Actinopteri; Cyprinodontiformes; Rivulidae. The record is from RefSeq and is a predicted model, not a curated record. Gene Ontology annotation, cellular component: endoplasmic reticulum.